CAGUGUUCUGUCAAGCAUCAGUUGGGAACAUGGCGUCGCACGGUGAAGACGAGUUCUUCACCGACGGAAACAAGAUUUACUAUGAUUUAGAAACGUUGGAACGGUCCUUGGCCAAGAAUGCAGAGGAGCACUAUGAGGAGGAUGAGGAAUUUGAGCUGGACGAGGAAGAUGGAGCUGCGGAAUACAAUGCCCCGCCAGAGCGAGAGUGGUACCAUGGUCGGCUAGACAGAAAGACAGCCGAGGAGAGGCUGAGACGAUAUGGUCACCCCGGCUCAUAUCUUGUGCGAGAGAGCGAUCGACAGCCCGGGACAUAUUCCUUGUCAUUUCUUGGUGUAACUGGAAUCAGUCAUUUCCGAAUCACAACCUUUGCUGGCCAGUAUUACAUUGGCGGAAGGCAAUUCUACUCGCUGAAGGAGCUCAUCGGCUACUACGCGAGUAGGUCUCGCCUUCUCGAAAAUGAAGUCCUACAGUAUCCCUUGGCUCCGCAAGAGGAAGUUGCGCGCCGACGUAGAGUCAUUGCUCUUUACUCAUGCCAGACGCAGCAAUCCGAGAGUUUAGAUGGCGAGAUACCGUUCAACAUGGGUGACGUGUUCACCGUCGACGAUGUCUUCAAUGACGAGUACAUCUGGUGUACGUCGGUGAAUGACGCUUCCAAAGGAGGCCUCGUGCCGCUCGCCCUCGUCCAAGAUGCGUUGUCCGUUCUUUGUGUUUGCAAGAUUAGCGCUCCCGUAACGUGGCUUUGA
This is a messenger RNA of Sycon ciliatum, 743 nucleotides long. RefSeq names its product ras GTPase-activating protein 1-like. Gene Ontology annotation, biological process: cell migration; signal transduction. Bases 30 to 743 code for a protein of 237 amino acids. The transcript has 5 exons. Lineage: Eukaryota; Metazoa; Porifera; Calcarea; Leucosolenida; Sycettidae. Gene Ontology annotation, molecular function: signaling adaptor activity; receptor tyrosine kinase binding. The record is from RefSeq and is a predicted model, not a curated record.